Messenger RNA from Verruconis gallopava, 2790 nucleotides. RefSeq lists its product as uncharacterized. The coding region runs from base 1 to 2790 and encodes 929 amino acids. The transcript has 2 exons. Lineage: Eukaryota; Fungi; Ascomycota; Dothideomycetes; Venturiales; Sympoventuriaceae. The record is from RefSeq and is a predicted model, not a curated record.
AUGACCUCGCUACGCAAGUCAGCAGGCUCGGGACAACGGCGUCUGGGGGGUUACAGGCAGCUUUUUCAUUGCGAUCAAGCUUUUUUGCUCUUCACGCCCUAUCAAGCUGGUCAUCCGGCCACGGCCGAUGAUCUGCCUGCACUAGGACAAUUAAUUGAGCCACCCCGGCGUGCGACGCCAACUUUACCGCCAGGGCUAUUCCCGAACCUCGAGUCUCAAUUUAUAGAAUUACCACGACGGGGACACCCGUCUGCGAACGAGCGCGAGACUGUUCAAGGCGACUUUAUAUCUAGACCAUCCUCUGGAGCACCCAGGGACAAAGCUGUGGCUGAUGCUAAGAGUAAAAUACAGCACAUUCGACCAGCGACGCCUGUCAGGCCAGCCGCAAAGGACCCAACGCCUGCUGAGAGCGUGGGAUCAAAGAAAGAGAAAUCAGGAGUUGCUACAAAAUCAGAAACCCCCAAAAAGAAUACGACACAGUCGCCGAACAAAACAGAAGUGUUGGCUUCUGAUGCGAAAGGGAAGUCAACCCCUUCAAAGACCGCGGGCUCGGCGAAGGCUGAUGAGACAGCGCCAAUCUCAGCACAUGAACGCAAGGCAAUUGCUGAGCAGAAGAUGGAAGCUAUCACAUCAAAACGACCACAUCCAGGCAAGCUAAAUAUAGAGACAUCUACAGUCAGCGCAAAGGAGAAAGAUGUGGACUCGCCUAUGCCAUCUGCAAGCUCGAAACCAGACAUUGUUGGUAGACUAUCACGAGCACCAUCCGUCAGCGCGACGUCUCUAGGCUCACGGCCUGGCACUCCUCAGCUUGGAAGCACAGUCGCGACUGGGUCGCCUCUGAAGAGAACGGUUCAGCCGAGAACCAUUCGCAUCACAGACACGCCGAAAGUUGAGACAACACCAGUACUCGCCCCUGCUACCACCACUACCACCGCCACGGCCGCUGUGUCAACUCCGCCUUCAGUUGCUGCAGCACAAACAGUUCCAAGCAAAGUGGUGUCGAGAAGGACGAGCAUUGCAUCACUAAAUGCCCCUGGAACACCAUUCACAGAACGUACCGACACAAUGUCUGUGACUUCAACGUCAGCUUCGAGGGCGAACUCUCCACCACCCGUACUUACUAAGGCAAAGAGCAAGAAGAAGGAGAAGGCGAAAAAGGAGAAGGCUUUACAAGUGGAGGCUCUUAUCGCGUCCAAGGAAGGUCCAGCUGAAGAGGUAGCGCCAAUUAUGGCCCGGAAAACAAAAAGCAAAAAGAGCAAGGCCGCUCGAGAAGGUCCGACACCAGUGACCAAACCGACGCCGCCACCAGCCAUCGCCGAGGAAAAGACUGAAUCUACUCCCGUUGCUAAAUCUUCACCGCAAGCUACAACAUCUGUCGAAGCAACAAAGACAGAGACUGAUGAGAAAGGAAAGGCAGAGAAUCAUGAAAAUAGUACGAAACAUAAGUCCCCACCAUCUAGUCAGGAUUCAAAUGCACAUGACCAGAAGACAACAGAGUCCUCUAGUCCACUCACUGCAGCUGCUAUUCUGCAGGCGCUCGAAUCAACACGUCAGCUUGCACUAAGCACGCUUAAUAUGCUUAAACCACUUUCAUCGCAGUCGGAGCUCAAAAGGCUAGGAAUUGACCCGUUCACUUCUGCAGAUCUACAGAAUCACAUUGAACAAUUGCGUUUCGAAUUGACAAAAGCAGAUGAACAAUUGCUCAAACAGGGACAAGCCGUUCGCAAGGAUCUCAGUGAGCACAUUUCCAAAAAUGGACGUCUGAGUGGAAGGUGUCUGGUUACUCCUGCAGGGACUAGACUGAGCUGCCUGACAAAAGAAGAGGAGGACAGAUACCUAGAGCUUGAAAAGCGAGUUAUAGCGGAGAAAGGCAUAAGCCGGUGGGGUGGUGCAGGUGUGUCCCACAUAACAAAACAGUCGCUGAAGCCCAAGAAAAGCAAGCUUCAGAGCACUCUUGCGCAAGAAGAUAUUCUCCGAGCCUUGUCAAUCGCCACAGAGUCCCUUGAAGGGGCGCUGAGAGACGCGACGAAAGGAUCAAAUCCGAUGGCGAGAGCCGAAUCUCUCUCAGGGCCCUCGCCUGUGCAUCUUGCUGGGCAGACUGCCGCUUCAGCUGCACGAGCGGAUGUGCACCCACAAGACCCCAGCUUGGACGCAAGGGAAUAUGUGAACAAAUUUGUCCCUCGAGUCCUAGACUUGAACCCGAGCACUGUCGCUGUUCCUCCGGGUGAAGACGACGUGGAAGAUCAAUACGUUCCAAGCACAGCUGGCUGGAGCAAUGGCCGCUUCCCGGUCCAUCACUCUGAUCAGGCUUUGGAAGUGACCCCUCAGCAUCUCGCGGAUGCCACUGCAGCAGCUGGAUUGGCAUCGAGGUCUGACUAUAACCUACGUUCUCCGAGUCCUCAUGUCUCGGUUCCAUCUUCAGCAUCCGUGACAGAAGCGAACACUGCCGCUGCCAUGGAUACCCUGAAGGAAGCUAUGGCAACCGCCGGUCUAAUCGCGAAGCUUGGUGCAAAUGAAGAGUUGAAGUCAUCGGAAGCUCAAAAGAGUAAAGAAAAGGCUACAGGUGCUGCAGCUGGUAAUCACAAAAAUCUGCAUACUACGCUUGAGAAGGCAGGACGAAGGGAGGGUGGUGGUACCAAAGCAGCAGGUGCUGCUAUGAGCAUGGCGGACUUGGAGAGGGAGAGCUUGAGAGAGAGGAUUGCGGAGGCAAAAAGGGAUGCUGCGGACUGGGAGAAACGAUUCAAUAAGUUGGUGAGAGCAAACAGAAAGUUGGUUCUAGGGAAUCAUUGA